Messenger RNA from Anisakis simplex (herring worm), 531 nucleotides. Lineage: Eukaryota; Metazoa; Nematoda; Chromadorea; Rhabditida; Anisakidae. The record is from the annotation of a GenBank genome assembly.
AUGAGAGAGGCAGUGAAGAGACGGCAAACAACAGCACAGCGUAAUGUGUGUGGCGCAGACAACGCGCGUCAUCGCGUUCCACUCGCACGAAUAAUGUCCUCCUUUGAAGGUUGGGUGGGACCUGAACCGACCGACCGACAUCCAAGAUUUGCAUUUUCGAGGGGACGCGAUUGUGUUUGCUUGUGAAAUGUCUGCCAUAUAUCACCGCAGUUGAGUCCUUGUGAUGCAACAGUCAAAUAUGAUGAUUAUCAGGGCAAAUUGAACGACGGCUCAUCCAAACUGUCCAUGGCAAACACCGUCAAAGUUGAAGCGGAUGAUAAGUUGCAAAUGGAAGAUGAGUGUGAAGAGGAUGAUCAAGAGGAUGAAGAAGAGGAUGAAGGAACGGUGACAGCCACAACGUCUUCGUCAACUCGAGUCAAACACCGACGUGAAUCUGCGGAAGUCGCAAAAAAGAAAUUACGACUCGAUUUGCGACCGAACGAAUUCAAAAAUCUUUCGGAAAACAAUAAUGGCGAAGUGAAUGUUCACUGA